UAAUUUUUUCAGAAGUUAUCUUAUUAUUAUAUUUGAAAUAUUUUGUUUAAAUUUAGUUUGAUUUGUUAUUAAAACGUUUUGGAAAAAUAUAAUAGUUAUUAAAAGAGGUGAUACAAUCGCUAACAAAAUUAAUGAAUUAAACGAAAAAAUCGAGAUAUAUAUAUAAUUCAGACCAGAUCAUGGAAAUAUCAACAUUUAGUAAUGACUUGAAUAAUAUACAUAUAUGUAUGUACAUUUUCACAUUCCCUAAAAUGUUCAUUUUCUCGCUUGUGCUACUUUCAUUAUCCAAUAAAACAAAAGCUGAAAUGAAAUUCUAAAUGUAAUCGUAUUUUUCGUUUCUUAUGAAUAUUUGGAAGUCAGUUUGAGUUUAAAACUUAUAAAAUUUAAUAAUUGGUUAUUUGCUAGUUUUGCCUCAUAAAUAAAUAGUAAGUAGAACAGCUUAUUCGAAUAUUGGUUUUGCUUAUAUUCGAAAAGAUGGAAAUCCAUUCGGAUCAUUCCAUUCCGAUCAUGCCAUUCGAACAUCUAUCAAAUCUGUCUUAGAUUCCACAACAGCCCUGAUUAUUGUCUAAAGUGACAACUCCAAUAAACAUGAUAUUUUAUAUUUUGACGCUGUUUCGUCUUAAAUUGCUUUAAAAACCGAUCUAAGGUAUGACAUAUGCAAGUUUUGUAUUCCUUCGAUUAAACCAUUGCAUAACCAACUUAUAGUUGCUCACGAAAUUUAGCAUAUACCAGUUUUUUGUUAACAUAAACAAUAAUAUUAAAUUGAAGUCGUGUCUAUCACAAUUGUUGGAUCAACGAUUGCCAACUGCUGUAUAAAUCGACCAUAUGUUCUUAUACAUUUUUUCUAUUUCUAUUUCUUCUCAUUUGCCUAUAUAUUCAAGGUUAAGCAUUAGAAGUCAUUCACCUCAAUGCAGUUAAUAAUUGUAUUUGCAAUGUGUUUGCUUGCAUUUGCUUUGUACACUUAUGCUAACGAUAUGUUUCACUCACACAAUUAUGCAUAUGUUUGUUUGUCCACAUUUGUUAGUCCUAUUUAACAUGUACUAAGCUUAAUAUGUAAGUAGCCUAUUGCAAUGCUGCAUUCCCAUUUUACAUUUCUCCUUUGAUAACUGAAUCAUAUGUAUAUGAAGAAGCAGUAGCGUUAAGUAGGUACUUAGUACAUUAACCUUUACGAACUUUUAAAAGUACAUGACAUAUUUAUGUAUAUAUGAAUUAAUACAAAGCCGAAUUAUGUAUUAGCGUUAUUGAAAUAUUGUUUAGAAUAGUAUUUAAGGGAAAGAAUUUUGCAAUAAAGUCAGUCUAAUAGCUGACUACCUUACAGUGUCAUUACUCGGCCCUUUAUUUCUUCAUCGCUAUAACUUCGCUUGUGCGUUUCGCUUUUUGCAAAUUUGAGCGGUUAUAAAAAAUGUAGGGCUCUAAUUUUUUGGCGCCUAAGGUACGAGUAAGUUGUUUCGUUGUUCGCACAUCAUUUCGGAGUUUGGUGGUCAGUAUUAGGCUGCAUCGUUGGACAUUAUCGGCGUUGGAUCUUCGCCAUUGAAUACAUCGUCAUCAUUCGCACACAGCCAGUAUUAGACCGCAUCGUUGGACAUUACCGGCGUUGGAUCUUCUCCAUUGAAUACACCGUCAUCGUUCGCACACAGUUAGUAAUAGACUACAUCGUUGGACAUUAUCAUCAUUGCAUCUUCAUCAUCGAACAUCAUUACCAUUUAACACGCCAGCAUCGCUCAAACAGCACCGCACACCUGCGUGCCGCUGUUACGUUUCGUCAAUACCACUUCCUGCAGGUGAUAUUCGUAUGUUUGUUGUAUCUCAUACUUAUUCAUUUUGUUGAUACUUGCAGUAAAUUAACUAAUCAUUUAUUACCUAAAUAGUCACUAGAAUUAUAGUUAUAAUUAUUCAAAAUAAUUUUGUACAUAAAGCCCAUAAAAUAUUCUAAAAUAUUCUACAAUGUCUCUGGACGAAUAAAAACAACAAUGCGCUAGCACCAACAAAAUUUUUUGGCGGAUUAAAAAUAUCAUAUCGUAAGCUAGCACGACCAGGUGGAAAGGUUCUUUCAGUGGCUGAAUAUAAAUGCCGUCUAGGCAUCUUGGGAGUCCUAUUUCAAGCAGAUUCUCUCAAUUCAAACUGACAUCGAAAGAUUGUAUGAUGAGGACGGAGGACGAGCUGACUUGGAAGAACUUUACAUAACAACCACUCUCGGAUACAACUUGCGUGGUACAAUCAAGUUCAAAGUCCACCACUAAAGCAUCCUAGGUUUGAUGGCAAGUAUUCGAAUUAUCAAAACUUUAUUACCUCAUUCAAGCAAAUAAUUGAUCACGAGAUCAAUUUAACAAAUAUCGAAAAAUUCAACCUUUUACGAAAUUGUCUCCAAGGCCAAGCCUUAGAAACUGCAUUUCAAGUGGCAAAUGGCGUUAGAACGAUUGAAGAUACGGUAUGACAACAAAACGUUAAUUUUCUUGGAAGGAAUAAAUUCGAUAUUUGAUUUACGAGCAGUUGUGAAACCUAAUGGCAUCCAGCUAAGAAGUUUGAUUGACAGAGCUUCUGGUAUUUAUGGUUCUUUAACAUCACUAGAAGUCUGAUGAACAGAUCAACAAAAAGUGGAAAGAGUCGCUAGACUUCAGAACGUAUUAAGAAGAUUGUAUUAAAGUUUUGUAAAGACAUUGCCAAUAUCUAGAGUCACUCGAGAACACGCAUGGUACUUCGUCAGCUUAAGGUGCUAACAAACACUCCAUUCCGACAUCGAGGAGUCAACCAAGAGGUUAUACAUUUUCCUGCUCCAGCGUAUCGUGCCAAUUCUGUUUUAAUAGCAACCACAAUAUUUUUAAUUGUGAACGAUUUAAGUCGCUAAACAUCACGUUUCGAUCAUGCAAAGAAAAUUGGACUUUGCAUCAAUUGCCUAUCGAAGGGACAUCAAGUGGCCAAUUGUCCAUCAUCACACAGAUGCAAGGUUUGUGCACGACAGCACCAUAGUUUCCUUCACCUCGGUUCAACUUCAGGCUAGUAGCAAACAGCUACUCAACCAUUUUCUACACAAGAGGCAGCCGAACAUACACACUUGAAUAAUUCAUCGUUGGAUAAUGUAAUUCUCGCAACUGCAAAAAUUUUCGUUCGUGAUUCAACGGGUAGUUAUAGAUUGGGUACAGCACUGCUAGAUUCCUGUUCGCAUGUCAAUUUCAUCAUAGAUGAUUUUUCGCAAAGGUUGCUGCUGCCUAGAAGCAAACAAAACAUAGAAAUUCAAAGCAUCGGUUUGUCGUCAACAAACAUUAAAUUCAAAACUUCAACUAACAUCAAGUCGCAAGUCACCGGUUUCGAACUUCCAUUAACCUUUUGCAUCACAUCGCACAUCGCUUAUCAACCAGAUCCUGAAAUCGACAUUUCAACAUGGAAUAUUCCAAACAAUAUUGUACUCGCUGAUGUUGAAUUUCAUAUACCAAAGAAAAUCGGUAUGUUGCAGUCCCCUAUCCGUAGGUCAAAUUCAUCUUGGUUCUAAUUUACCUAUCUUUCAAAAAACUCUCUUAGCCUGGAUCGUUUCGGGACGCUAUAAGACCGGCAGUAACAACAUAUCUAAACCAUCUUGCCUUUCAAGGAUGAUCCGACGUGUUUGGGCGAGUCAUAUACUACGGCAUUGCGACGACUCAAUGCACAAGAACGUCGAUUAGCCAAAUCACCACAAUUGGCAGCACAUUAUGUUGAAUUUAUGCGCGACUACGAGAGCCUGGGUCAUAUGAGCAUUGUGAAGAAUCUAAAUCUCAACGAACCACAUUAUUUUAUACCACAUCAUUGCGUGCUUAAACCAACAAGUACAACAAUAAAGCUUCGAGUUGUAUUUGACGCCUCCUGUCGAACUACAUCCCAAAAAUCACUAAACGAUAUGCAGAUGGUUGGUUCAACAAUACAAUGCGAACUUUUUAUUCUUCUUCUUUGUUUCCGAUUCAAUAGAUUUGCACUCACUGCGGACAUAGUCAAGAUGUAUCGACAAGUAUUAAUGCACGAAGAUGAUCGAAAGUUCCAGUACAUUCUGUAGAGGAGUUCACCGACUGAAGACAUUUUCACCUACCAACUAAAUACUGUAACGUAUGGAAUGGAUGCUGCACUCUAUCUUGCUAUACGGAGUUUUAUGUACCUAGCUGAGCAGCAUUCAGAACAAUACCCAAUUGGCGCAAAGAUCGUGAAAUUAUCAUUUUACGUAGACGACUUACUGUGUGAAAGUUUAAAUUAACAAAGUGGCAUUCCAAUCACCAUCGAUUCAGAGAAGACGACUCUGUAAAGAAUCUAAAUGUAGAUUCAUCUAUCACUAAUGCACUUGGACUAAAAUGGAACCAAAAUCUUGACUGUUUUAUUUUUUCAUUUGAAGCAAAACUAGGGCUCACUGGUCGUCUUACAAAGCGUUCAAUUCUCUCUGUUGCAUCGUCACUUUACGACCCACUUGGUAUUUUGGUUCCCUUUAUUAUAACUUCAAAAAUCUUGUUGCAAGAAAUAUGGCUACUAAAGUUGGAUUGGGAUGAAUCAGUGCCACAGAACAUUGGAUGGCCUUGGAAAAACUUCCUGAACUCCUUAUCGGAUCUUUCAUUAAUUAAGCUGCCGCGGUCUUGUUUUUCGACAAAUAUGGAGUCCCUUCAGAUACAGGGAUUCUGUGACGCAUCAAUUCGUGCAUAUGGCUGUGCAAUAUAUACUCGUGUUAUCAACAAAUUUGACACUACUACUAUUCGCUUACUCACUGCUAAGUCCAGAGUUGCACCCAUCAAAAAACAAUCAUUGUUUCGUUGUUCGCAAAUCAUUUCGGAGUUUGGUGGUCAGUAUUAGACUGCAUCGUUGGAUAUUACCGGCGUGGGAUCUUCGCCACUGAAUACAUCGUCAUCGUUCGCACACAGUCAGUAUUAGACAUUGGAUCGGCUUGAAAAAACUUUCUGAACUCCUUAUCGGAUCUUUCAUUAAUUAAGGUGCCGCGGUCUUGUUUUUCGACAAAUAUGGAGUCCCUUCAGAUACAUGUAUUCUGUGACGCAUCGAUUCGUGCAUAUGGCUGUGCAAUAUAUACUCGUGUUAUCAACAAAUUUAACUACUACUAUUCGCUUACUCACUGCGAAGUCCAGAGUUGCACCCAUCAAAAAACAAUUAUUACCAAAAUUAGAACUUUGUGGCGCUCUUCUCCUCGCUCGUUUAUUAGCAAAAAUCAAACCAACAAUUUCUCAUAAAUCUUUCAAUAUUUUUCUUUGGACAGACUCACAAAUAGUCUUAAAUUGGCUGAAGAUGCAUUCUGCAACACUAUCGACCUUUGUUGGCAAUCGAAUUUCGGAAAUUCAGGAUUUAACCAAAGGUGUCCAUUGGAGACAUGUACCAACUCAUUGUAACCCGGCGGAUGUUGCGUCUAGAGGAUGUACUGUAAAGGAACUUGUUAAUUCAAUAUGGUACACAGGACCAGGAUUUCUAUACGAAAACCCAGACAAAUGGCCAAAAGACAGCUGCAAUGAUAUCGACAUGGAAGUUGUCGAAAGGGAGAAACGAAAAUCAGCAUUCAAUUCAAUCGUUAGCACCAAUUACAUUUUGGAAAUCGUGAAUCAGAGGAGUAACCUCACUAGCAGCCUUUGAUUAAUAGCUUGGAUGUUUCGCUUCAUCAAUAAUUGUCGACAUAGUGCAAAACUUAAUGAAUCAUCAACACUUUCACCACAAGAGUUGCAUCACGCCUUAUUUUGCAUAAUUUGGAAUAUUCAACAUAUACAUUUCGCUAAUGACAUUCAUCUCUUACAGAACGGUCUCACUACAAAUGGCCCAUUGCUUUAUUUAAAUCCAUUUUUAGAGUGUACCGAAGGAUUUCAAACACUCAAAGUUGGAGGUCGAUUAGAAUCAGCAGAUAUUCCAAAGGAAAGGAAACACCCAAUGCUGUUGCCAAGCAAAUGCGAAUUCGUUGUUCAUUACAUUCGGCACCUGCAUCAGAAACACUACCACGCAGGACCAAAGGCACUCGUUGCACUAAUAAGACUUCAGUUUUGGAUAGUCAAUACACCCGAUUUAAAAAGACGUAUCGCCAGAUCGUGCACACAUUGUAUACGUUACAAGCCAAAACUGAUGAACCAUGUAAUGGGACAGUUACCUGUCGAGCGAUUGACUCCAUCUCGCCCUUUUUCACGUUGCGGUAUUGACUUCUGUGGACCAGUCAACGUAUAUUUACGUAUUCGAGGCAAAACAUCUUAUAAAGCGUACAUAGCGAUCUUCGUUUGUCUAGCGACAAAGGCGGUCCACAUCGAACUUGUAUCGGAUCUAUCCACGGAUGCAUUCUUAGCGUCAUUGAAGCGGAUGAUUGGAAGAAGAGGGCUACCCUCCGACAUCUUUUGUUAUAACGCAACAAAUUUUGUAGGCGCUUGCAGCAAAUUACCUGAAUUAAAGUCAUUUUUGUUUAAAACCGAAAACAAAGAUGCAAUUGUAAAAUACUGUGCUAAUGAAUUUGUAAACUUCAAAUUCAUUCCUCCCAGAGCACCUCAUUUCGGCGGUAUUUGGGAGGCCGCUGUCAAAUCGGCUAAGGGUUAUCUUAAUCGUACCUUCAAAAAUGCAAGACUCACAGCUGAAGAACUAACAGUCCUGGUGGAGAUAGAAGCUGUAUUAAAUUCUCGGCCACUUACACCAUUUUCAUCGGAUCCAAACGAUUAUGAAGCAUUAACUCCGGGACAUUUUAUUAUUAGUAGUGCACUAGGAGCACUCCCAGAGCAAAGAUUGUCAGCUGAAAUAAGCAGCUUACACAAAUGGAAUCAAAUCACAAGCAUUAAACAGACGUUUCGGAACAGGUGGUCAAAUUAUUACAAAAUCAACGAACUACAAGUGCGAUCAAAAUGGUUUUCGGAACAACCAAAAAUCAACAACAACUCAAUGGUCAUCAUCCAUGAAGACAACAUACCACCACAAAAAUGGCAUAUUGGAAGAGUUAUAAAAUGUUUACCAGGAAAGGACUCUAAAAACAACGAAGGGAAGGGAAGGGGAAUUCGGCGACCAAUUCAUAAGCUAGCACUUCUACCUUUUUGAAAGCCUUUCAACGGGGCCGGAAUGUUGGAUCAACGAUUACAACAUAAAGCAAAAAAUUCAUAGAGAUAAAAAACCACAAAAAUAACUCGCAUGUACUCAAUUUUGCACUUUUGUAUGUAGUCAGCAUAAAACCAGUUUAUACCGUUAGUUUUGAAUUGUUUGCUAUCGUCUUCGACCAGUAAUGCAAAUUUAUGUGUAAAAACGUGUGAUUAGUAAUAAAUAAAGUGUUAUAUCAAGUGUACAGCAAUAAUAUUCUGUAUUUAAAAAAAAUGAAGAAGUUAUCGCGUGAUGUGGAGAAUAAUGUAGUUUCCUUAACAAAUAAAAUAAAUUAAAUUUUGAUUCACCUGACCAAAUAACUCGUUUCCAAUCAUUUAUAGUCCAAUUUUUAUGCUCUCUAGCAAAUUUCAUUCGUGCCUUUUGGUUCUUUUUGGACAAUGCAGGUUUAAAUAUAGCUAAAGUUGUGGAGCGCUUGUCGUGCUGUCCAUUCACUAACGUGCUUAUUUUUGGCAACUAAAGUAUUUUUCGGUGUAAUGGUCUUCUUCUGCCUCAUUUCUGCCAUCAUAAGACGUGCAUCCGCGUCGGUCAACAGUUUGCGGCGGCCUCUGGUUUGCUCUUUGGGAGCAGUAUGUCGUCUUUUUUGAUCGCGAAUGACUACAGAUUGACUAAUAUUUAACUCCUUGGCUAUUUCCCGAGAUGAAGGACCAUUAUUUGUUAAGGACACUACAUUAUUCUCCACAUCACUAGGAAUGUAAACAUCGUAAAAUUAAACAUCGAUGGUUCGAUGUAUCGAUGUUUCUUCAAAACCCAUCGAAAUCAAAAACAUCGGCUGGGUUUAGAAAACAGUCGUUUACUCGGCACUAAAGAGGCAAUGUGUAAAUAUUAAUAAGUUUAUUUAUACAACUCCGGAAACACAGUCUUCAUGUCAACCCAAACUCUAUUGGCUUCUGAUUGGUAGGGGUAACAGCCGAGAUACACUUUCUUUUCAACCUUUCGUCCCUGUAAUUGUAGAUAAAUUUGACAGCUUACAUUUCACCUUUUGGUUCUUCUUAACGAAUUCUCCGUAUUUUACGAAAAUCGAAUUCCAAUGUAAUAGAGCGUAUCCAAAUAGAGGGUUUCGAGUUAAUACCCGAAAAAGUGUGAAAGUGUGAAGUCAAAAUUUUAUAUAAAACAUCGACAUAAAACAUCGUUGAAAGUGACAUCGAUGCAUCGAUGUUUUUAGAUUCGAGAUAUCGAUGGCAAACAUCGAUGCUUUUUGACGAAAAUAUCGAUGUUUCAAAAACAUCGAUACAUCGUUUGCAUCCCUACACAUCACGCGAUAACUUUUUCAUUUUUUUUAAAUACAGAAUAUUAUUGCGGUACACUUGAUAUAACACUUUAUUUAUUACUAAUCACACGUUUUUACACAUAAAUUUGCAUUAAUGGUCGAAGACGAUAGCAAACAAUUCAAAACUAACGGUAUAAACUGGUUUUAUGCUGACUACAUACAAAAGUGCAAAAUUGAGUACAUGCGAGUUAUUUUUGUUAUGGUUUUUUAUCUCUAUGAAUUUUUUGCUUUAUGUUUUGAAUUUUUUGUUGUUUUAUUUAGAAUGGAACAACGAAUAAACGAAAAAAAAAUUGGUUUUAUUUUCUUUGUUAUUACUUAUUUUAUCGUUCAAAAAAGUAAAGAAAUGAAUUAUGUACUCAUUUGUGCACGCCACUGUAGGUACUUAGUACAUUAACCUUUACGAACUUUUAAAAGUACAUGACAUAUUUAUUUAUAUAUGAAUUAAUACAAAGCCGAAUUAUGUAUUAGCGGUAUUGAAAUAUUGUUUAGAAUAUUAUUUAAGGGAAAGAAUUUUGCAAUAAAGUCAGUCUAAUAGCUGACCACCUUACAGUGUCAUUACUCGACCCUUUAUUUCUUUGCCGCUACAACUUCGCUUGUGCGUUUCGCUUUUUGCAAAUUUGCGCGAUUAUAAAAAAGGUUAUAGCCCUACAACUAUUCUAUCAAUCUCUAUAAAAAAGGUAUUUUAGAACUUAUAUAUAAUUGAAAGUAGUUAUUUAAUAAUGAAUUAAUUUUGUAAUAUUUAAAUGUAUGGAAAUGCAAUGUUAUUAAAAAUAAGAGGCUAAUAGAAUAUUUUGAAAAUUAAUUUCUGCACUUAUAACUUCUUGAAGCUGUCAUGGUAUGGAUUCAAUUAAAAUUUGAAUGUUUUCUGGUACAUUUUGCUCACAAGUCUUACUUUGAUUUAACUCCCGCCACCAAUUUUUUAUGGGGUUUAUUCCUUGUCGACAUGCCACAGCGGCCACGCCAGAACUACAUACGCAAUGUGCUUAAUAUUAUUUAAAAUUUAUUAAAGGAAAUAAAAAUAAAGUUGCCUAUUGACUACUUCUGGCACGAUUAUAGUUACUGGGACGCCAAGAUUUGAGUUCAUUUUUAUUUUAAUUAGCCCAAAGUAAAAACUAUUUAAAAAAAUAAAAAAAAA
Molecule: messenger RNA, 9467 nt
Organism: Zeugodacus cucurbitae (melon fly)
Lineage: Eukaryota; Metazoa; Arthropoda; Insecta; Diptera; Tephritidae
Exons: 2
Coding region: 5596-7008 (470 amino acids)
Biological process (GO): DNA integration
Molecular function (GO): nucleic acid binding
Source: RefSeq, a predicted model, not a curated record